Thalassophryne amazonica is the source of this 1941-nucleotide messenger RNA. Its product is annotated as neurexophilin-2-like. The record is from RefSeq and is a predicted model, not a curated record. Bases 642 to 1433 code for a protein of 263 amino acids. The transcript has 3 exons. Lineage: Eukaryota; Metazoa; Chordata; Actinopteri; Batrachoidiformes; Batrachoididae. Gene Ontology annotation, molecular function: signaling receptor binding.
ACGUUCGUCACUGCGCGAUAAAACGGCUGCUGAUCCUUUAUAGAGCUGAACGCGUGCGUGUUGCUGAGUAGAACUUGAUAAGAGCCUCUUCUAUUAAAAAACAAAAACAAAAAAAAAUCUUUGGACCGUCUCCGCGGAUGCGCACCGACCUUGGAGUCGCCAGACGCGCGCAGCGGAGGAUUUUGCGCACUGAGAACUCCAGUGGAGCUGAGGAGAGCGCACGGCGCACUGCUGUCUGCACCCGCAGCCCUGUCAAUGGGAUCCCUCCUCACUUUACUUAAAGUCUACAUCUCGUUUUUGUUCGUGCCGCUGCUCGGGAUGAAUUAGAAGAACGCAAAAAUAUUACACUUUAUUUCACUUUGGGUUCGUUCGCAACUUGUUUUGCGCAGCGAAAGCGCAUAAAUGUUUGCAGCUGUGGGGAAGAAAUUCAGCAAACCUUUUGGAAGGAUUUUGUUUUUUAAAGGAGCCUUUUUCUGAGGUGGAUAAGAACAAGGAUGAUUCUUCCAGAUAAGUGAGGUAUUACCUUUGCGCAACGGUAAAUCCCAGCAAUGAUCCAGCGGCAUGUGCGCCUGCCUCUCUCCACAUCUCCCAGAGAGGAUUUAAGUGCCGUUCGCCUUGAGUAAGUCGAGAAGUCAUCGAAGAUGCGAGCCCUGCAGACACUGCUCUUUGUUUUUCUCCUGUACCAGGUCACAUGCAGGAAAGUACGCGGAGCCGCUACGGAGCUCAUAAAGUGGGAGGACGGCGACAAUGAGCAGAGGAUUUCUCCCACAGGGGCCAGUCCGCGAAUCCUCAACCCCCUGCGUUUAUUUGCCAGAAGCUCCCCCGUGUUCAAGAGCAACAUGAGGGAGAUGACAUAUUUACAGAACAUGGAGGACUUCUGGGACUGGUUAUCUAACCAGACAGAUGUCCAGAGUGUGCAGGCCAGAACUAAACGCCGGCCCAUUGUCAAAACUGGCAAAUUCAAAAAGAUGUUCGGCUGGGGGGACUUCCACUCCAACAUCAAGACGGUCAAACUCAACCUGCUGAUCACAGGAAAGAUCGUGGACCACGGGAACGGCACAUUCAGUGUUUACUUCCGCCACAACUCGACCGGCCUGGGGAACGUGUCGGUCAGCUUGGUGCCGCCAUCCAAGGUGGUGGAGUUUGAGCUCGCCCAGCAGUCCACGCUGGAGACCAAAGACACCAAAUCGUUCAACUGUCGCAUUGAGUACGAGAAGACGGACCGCAACAAGAAGACUGCCCUGUGCAGCUUUGACCCGUCCAAGGUGUGCUACCAGGAGCAGACGCAGAGCCACGUGUCCUGGCUGUGCUCCAAGCCCUUCAAAGUCAUAUGCAUCUAUAUCGCAUUUUACAGCGUGGACUAUAAACUGGUGCAGAAAGUUUGCCCCGACUACAAUUACCACAGUGACACGCCCUACUCCUCCACAGGAUGACCCCAUCAUUAGUGUGCAUCGAGCGUGUUCUCUCUUUAGUUAACAUCCUGUAAAUAUAUCAAAUCGCUCUCUAAACUCAGAGUCCCUCAAUGCUUAAAAACCUGCAAGCUGUUGCAGAACGUGCAAUGUUCUUUUCAUGGGAAUUGGCGCGUUAAUAAAAAUUUUGCAUAUCAUCACAAGGUGUAAGGUUCAGCAGCCAGACUGGGAUCAUUCUCGUGGUUGACUUGGGAUAGAUAUGUGACUCCGCCCAUCAGAAGGGUGCGAAUUCUGUGCAAAGCACUGGCAGUUAGUAUCAUAUCCCGAUGUUUUAUAUGCAGCUUCACUUCAGGUGGUCAGGCUCCCUGUUAGAAGUAUGUCACUGGCUUCUUCUAAACUAGGUGUUAAAACUGUCAUUUAUGGGGAAAAGAAUGUAAGAAAUUCAAAUAUGCAUUCAUCAUGAUAGCAUUAAAGGAGUCAUAUUGUGACAAUUGGUUUUAUGUACUUUUAACACUUAAACAUAGGUCUCAUG